Molecule: messenger RNA, 2334 nt
Organism: Drosophila bipectinata
Lineage: Eukaryota; Metazoa; Arthropoda; Insecta; Diptera; Drosophilidae
Product: RING finger protein 37
Biological process (GO): protein polyubiquitination
Cellular component (GO): nucleus
Molecular function (GO): ubiquitin protein ligase binding; ubiquitin-ubiquitin ligase activity
Source: RefSeq, a predicted model, not a curated record
CUCCCAACUUAGUGUGGCCAGAAGGUGCUGCCAAACGGUUCCACUUCCUCGUCUUAAUCGCUCAUUCUCAAAUGGUUAAUCACAAAGAGAAUUUAUAAUUUUCCCUAUGAUUGUGGCGUGCCAGUGGACAUCAACGAAAGGCUGUGACCAGGAGCAGGCGGUAGAGCAGCAAGGGAUUACCCAAGAGGAUUAGCACCGGACUCAACAGCUGGAACAACCACAAAAGCAAAACAGCCCUGAGACAGUGACGCCAUUUCUGUGUGCGAAUAACGAGCAGGUGGGGCACAAAAAGAUACGAGACAGAUAAAAAGAGGCAAACACACAGGGGAAGGAGGCGGAGCAGCAGCGAGAGUAAGGAUGAGCAGCCUGAUCAACUUUCUGAACCCAAAACUGAAGCCAUCGGUGGAAAGUGACGCAGUUUGCGAGGACGGAUACACGGCAGCGAACCUAAUAGCAGAUGAUGCUGAGCAGCUGGAGCGUGGAUUCAUGUGCUUUGCCGUUUGCAAGCCCCCAGUGGAAGUCGUCUUCGAUUUUCCCAAGGCGGUGGACAUGAAAGUGAUUAAAUUGUGGCCCUCCUGCGGAGCUCUCCGAUCCACGGCCUUUGAGCUCCACGGACGACACGAUGGAAUCUGGGAGCGAGUGGCUUUUGUUCGCGACUUAGGAGUAGGGGUGGACUCUGUAACCUUUUGCUACCAGAGCGAUUAUAAUUCGCGUAGCAGCUCCAACUCGGCAACAGCGUCCGGGCAACCGCAAAGCGAAAAGGUAUUCUUCUUUAAAUCGGCCCACAAGAUUCUGUCUAGCACCAACAGUGUCAAAGUGGUAAUCCGUGCCACAGAACGGUGUCCUCCCGUGCUGCGUAAGGUGCAGAUGUGGGGAUUGCCAGCCCGAUCGCUCGAUAAAGCCGAUCGAGAACUAGUCAAGACCAUUUGGAGCGAAAUCAGUGAUCCCUAUGGACAAAGGGAUGCAGUGCAGGCCAACCAAGGACAGCGUUCGCCUCCCAGGCAUGUGCCCGAGCUUAGGGAGCUCUCCACACUUACUAUACCCGAGGAGUUUCUUGACUCAAUCACCUGGGAACUUAUGAUUUUCCCCACAGUUUUGCCCUCGGGAAAAGUUGUUGACCAAUCUACUAUAGACAAACACUCCGAGGAGGAGGCCAAAUGGGGUCGCCAGCCUUCAGAUCCCUUUACCGGCCUGGAGUAUACUGCGCAGCGAAAGGCUAUUCUCAACUUGGCUCUAAAAGCGCGCAUUGAAAAAUUUCUCAUGGAGCACUCAGAGCACUUCAAAGCGGUACCCCGAUCCCUAGGGUCCUCGCGUCUUCGCCGCCGCCAUGCCUCGCAGUUUGCAAGCAGCACAUGCCUCCCUGGACAGAUUAGCCCAGCGGCUGGGACCUACUCGGCGCUGAGCAAUGCCUAUAAACAGCAGCAAAGAAAGAGCAGGGCCACUGCCACGGCUACCUCUUCCACUGCCGGAUUUGGAGGACAUUCGCCUCCGGCCGCCAAGCGGGCCAGACAUAGCCAUCACGGCACUGCCUGUGCAACGGUGACAGCCAGUAGCGCAUCUACCUCGACCACAACCUCCACUUCAGCAACAUCUUCCUCCACCAUUGACCAAGCCAUCCAGCAAGCACUGCAGAAGAUCACGCGUUUCAGCCAAGUGGGAACAGUGACCAAUUCUACCCCUGCCUGCUGCAUCAACUGUCGCAGUGGCCAGUUCAGCUACGAAAUCCGAACCUGCCGUCAUCUGGUUUGCAGGGAGUGCUUGGUGCUGCUUUCCCAGACGCAGGUGUGUGUCUGCAAGGCAUCCUUCCGCGGAGCGGACGUCGAGCGGUAUCACAAGCUGGACCCUUAAGAGCUUCCCCUCAAGAAUUUUUCUCGAUCGACACAUCGCCGAUCGUUGCAAUAAGUUUGUUUCUCCCAUAUACCCAAAAUUGUUCAGUCAAUCGCUUUAGCCCCUAGGCCUCACUCUAAACGAUAUAUAUAUAGUUUUAGUCAUAUCAGAUCUGGAGUCGGAGUUGGAGAGAAGCCAAAUGUGUACACACGAAUCGGUUCUCGGUUCGACAGUAUGUAUCAGUAUCAGGUCACGUUUAGUCAUAGAGAUCAGAUUACAGAUUUAACAGAUUAGCAUAUAGAGAGCGCAUAGUUUUUGUAGACACCUUUAUACAGUCCGAAAAGACAGGAUCGUUCAGCGCAAGUUUAUAUAUUCAUACCAACUAUAAUUAGAAUAAAUAAUGAAACGUACUGUAAGUUGUGUCCUUUGAGAUCGUACAUUAAAGAUUUUUGUCUGAUAUAGUUUCAAAUUUAGUUCUUCCUUAAAAAAAUUAAAUCUCAAAACGAA